AUGAUGGUCCGGCUCUCGCCGACGCAGACCGGAGACGUCAUCUGCAACAGCUCUUUCGAGACCUUGCGAAGACCCGACCCCAUUGGUACCACCACGUUUUCCCAGUUCGCGUCCUUCACCAUACCCGAUGAAGAGAUCACAAAUGGCGAGCAGAAGCGGGACAUGUACCUAGAUAUCGGUUUCGUCGUGAGUCUCGUUUUAGGGUUUUCUGGAUUGGCUGCCCCAGCGGCUUUUAUGCUCUACGAGCACCGCUGCCACAAAGAUGUGCAUGCGGAGGUCCGCCCCAUCAAGAGGCCAGCGAGCGAACCGGAAAGCAGCAGGAUAGGACAUUCGCAGCCGGACGCGUGA
Prorocentrum cordatum is the source of this 348-nucleotide messenger RNA. Lineage: Eukaryota; Dinophyceae; Prorocentrales; Prorocentraceae. The record is from the annotation of a GenBank genome assembly.